Callithrix jacchus (white-tufted-ear marmoset) is the source of this 1320-nucleotide messenger RNA. RefSeq names its product fatty acid binding protein 5 (gene FABP5). Gene Ontology annotation, molecular function: lipid binding. The record is from RefSeq and is a predicted model, not a curated record. NCBI's taxonomy places the organism in Eukaryota, Metazoa, Chordata, Mammalia, Primates, Cebidae.
CUACAGAAUUUUAGUUUAGAAACCGCACUUCCCGAGACGUCCCCCAUCCCAACAGGAACCUUCUCAUAAAAUCCUCCAGCUCAGCUCAGGGAUAUGCCCACUAUUGGGCCAAGGAGAUCAGCAGAUGGGGAAAGCGGGUUCUCUCAGGAGGGUGAGGAAUGCGGGUUUGUCCGCUGACGGGGAGUGGAAGGUCAGGGAGGCACCGUAGUUAAUCAAUCAAUAAACCAAACAGCCAUCACUCACUUUCUGUAGUCCCAGCCCGACGAGGGCUAAUCGAUUGGUCUGGGUAUUUUGAAAGGAAAAACGGUGGUGGAUAGGCUGUCAAACGGAGGGGUGCAGGAGGCGGGGCUGGGCCUCCAGGUGCCCCCUCUGGCUUCCUGGGCCUGCAGAGGGGCCGAAACGGGCAGGCGCCGGCAUCCAAGAGGCGCGGGGCGCGCCGGGCGAGUCCCUGCUUGCAGGAGGCGCCCGCGAGGCCUUGACGUCUCCUGGUGAGAGUAGCAGGUUCUCACCUCCCGACCCGGGGAAGGCCCCCGGGGCCCGCGGCGGGCGGGGCGGGGGCCGGGCGAGGUGCGCCUCCUAUUGGCCGCGUGGCGCCGCCCCGUGCCGGCCGCCCUUAUAAAGCAGCUGCCGGCGCCGGGAGCCGCAUUGCAAGCUACCCGCGCCGACCCCGCUCUGCUAGCGUCGCACGCCAGCCCGCGCCCACCAUGGCCACAGUUCAGCAGCUGGAAGGAAGAUGGCGCCUGGUGGACAGCAAAGGCUUUGAUGAAUACAUGAAGGAACUAGGAGUGGGAAUAGCUUUGAGAAAAAUGGGCGCAAUGGCCAAGCCAGACUGUAUCAUUACUUGUGAUGGCAAAAACCUCACCAUAAAAACUGAGAGCACUUUGAAAACAACACAGUUUUCUUGUACCCUGGGAGAGAAAUUUGAAGAAACCACAGCUGAUGGCAGAAAAACUCAGACUGUCUGCAACUUUACAGAUGGUGCAUUGGUUCAGCAUCAGGAGUGGGAUGGGAAGGAAAGCACAAUAACAAGAAAAUUGAAAGAUGGGAAAUUAGUGGUGGACUGUGUCAUAAACAAUGUCACCUGUACUCGGAUCUAUGAAAAAGUAGAAUAAAAAUUCUAUCAUCAGGUUGGACAGGAGUUGACUAUGAGAAUGAACAAGCUCAGUUCAAUGAGCAAAUCUUCAUACUAUUGUUUCUUUUUUUUUCUCAUUACUGUGUUCAGUUAUCUUUAUCAAAAACAUUUUACAUGGAGCUAUUUCAAAGUGUGUUGGAUUAAUUAGGAUCAUCCCAUUGGUUAACAAAUAAAUGUGUUUAUGCUAA